ACCUAAACAGUAUUUGUCUCAAUCAGCUGUUUAUUGGCCGAUCUGGUAUUUGUAUACAAAGCCGGUGCAUUUCCAAGUCGUCUUAUUAAAUUCAGUAGAAAAUGCUUUUACUGCUUUAUGUAGCUUGCUUUGUAAGCUUCCUGCACUUUGGCCAAUCCAAUAAUCCAGACUGCAACAACAAUAAGAGCAGCGAUAAGAAUGCCAAUGGCACUGUUCUGCCCGUCGUACUAUGGCAUGGCAUGGGCGACACUUGUUGUUUCCCGUUCAGCCUAGGCUCCAUUAAGAAACUAAUCGAAGAACAUACAAACGGCACUUAUGUGCGAUCCUUGCAAAUAGGUGCGAACAUUGUUUUGGACUAUGAGAGUGGCUUUUUUAUACAUCCGAACAAACAGGUGGAUUACGUAUGUCAGCAGCUGGCAGAAGAUGAAAAGCUGGCCAAUGGCUACAAUGCCAUUGGUUUCUCGCAGGGCGGCCAAUUUUUACGAGCGCUGGCCCAGCGUUGUCCCAAGCCACCAAUGCGAACACUCAUCAGCCUGGGCGGUCAACAUCAGGGUGUCUAUGGUUUGCCAAAGUGUCCCACGCUUAGCGUCAGCAGCUGUGAAUAUAUUACCAAACUCCUCAAUUAUGCAGCCUAUGAGGACUGGGUCCAAAACGAACUGGUGCAGGCUACAUACUGGCAUGAUCCGCUUCAUGAGAACAGCUAUAGACUAAAGAGCAGCUUUCUGGCCGACAUCAACAAUGAGCUGUACAUUAAUGAACGCUAUGCAGAGAAUCUUAACAAGCUAAAAAAAUUUGUAAUGGUCAAAUUCCUCAACGACACCAUUGUGCAGCCCAAGGAGUCGCAGUGGUUUGAAUUCUACGCACCUGGCCAGGACAAGCACAUACUGCCGCUCAAUCAAAGCAAAGUCUUCAAAUAUGUUGGCUUAGAACUUAUGCAUAAAUGUAAGAAGCUGUUUUUUCUCAGCGUUGAAGGUGAUCACCUGGACAUAUCGAAGGAGUGGUUUGUAAAGGAACUCGUACCAUUUCUACUCGAAGUUGACUAGAAAUAACAGUCACCCUGUUAGACAUCUGUGUUUUGUCAUACGCGCAAACAAAGAAAAGUUUUAAUAGCAUAUAUAGCUGAUUAACGUACGAUAUGGCAUAUAGAGUACGUUCAUGCAAUAUUCUACAUAUAUAUAUUUAUUAGAUGUGUUAAGCUGGUAAUUAAUAUUAAUAAAUAUUUACGGGAAAUAUUUAAUUCAAGGCAGUCGCGUGAUCCGACUAUGAUUCAUCGCGUAUCGUAAUCAUAUUAAUAACGUUCUUGAU
Drosophila hydei is the source of this 1305-nucleotide messenger RNA. It is a transcript of the gene Ppt1, whose product is annotated as palmitoyl-protein thioesterase 1. The record is from RefSeq and is a predicted model, not a curated record. Gene Ontology annotation, molecular function: palmitoyl-(protein) hydrolase activity. Gene Ontology annotation, cellular component: lysosome. Lineage: Eukaryota; Metazoa; Arthropoda; Insecta; Diptera; Drosophilidae. Gene Ontology annotation, biological process: protein depalmitoylation; receptor-mediated endocytosis. The transcript is spliced from 5 exons. Bases 102 to 1043 code for a protein of 313 amino acids.